GCUCCAGCUCUCAUAUCCCCGGAACUCGGGCCCUUUGGCACACAGAAGUAAAACAGAAAUACAAAAUUGAAUAGUGAAAGAAAAUUAAGAGUGGUACUUUUCUAUCAAACAGGAAAUGAGGCGGCGCCGAUCCGCUUGCCAGGAGAUUGACCCUCCACCAACCAUUAACAACUCCCUUUUUGUGCCCUGCAAGGAAAUGUGGCGGGGCAACAUUCAGGAUGCCUGGAUCCCAAUGGAGGAGUCACAUUGCCACACCAACAAGGACGAGACCAACUCUCUCGGGGCUGAGGGCCGUGGGCGACCCUUCGACAUGGUCAAGGACGACGUGCUGCUCGCUUGGCAGCAGAGUCCUCACAAGGACACGUUGGGCUUCUAUGGCGUCGGCUCGCCCAGCCAGCAGCCCGAGUCGGUGGCUUUCAACCAGGUGCUUUCGGACUGCCUGGCCAAGGUCAGCAGUGGCGUCACCCAGCUGCGUCGCCCCAAAAAGGAACCCCCUCCAUCUCCCAGGAUAACGCCAGCGGGAAAUAUCAUGAAUCCUGAGAUUUGUAAACCCUUCAUCCUCAACCGCCAGGCACUGCAAACGGAGAUGGAGCUAAUGCCCAAUGUGAAACUACAGCUGGAUCCCCGAAAAGCUUAUGAGUCUAUAUAUUGCAAUGAUCCACCCGAUCCCCAUGAUCCCCUUGGAGUUAAUCGACAGCUGGAGGGAGAGAUGGAUCCCAAACCGAAAAAGGAACCACAUGGGUUGCGACGCCGUCACUGGUACUGUCCCAUGGAUUGUGGCCAAGCUGGAAAUGCGUGCACUCAGUACGAGUGGGCUAAGUACAAGAUGGAUCCCCGUCCCUAUAACAAGGAAUUCCGGGAGUGGCUCCAGGGACAGAAGGAGCAGCAGAGCCCAGAGCCCAAGGACUACAAUGAGUUGUACGAGAGGUUUCUGAAGUGCUUCGAGCCAAAGCCUUUGCCAGAUCCACUUUGCAGGACCUAUAAUGAAUGCUGCAAGCCCAAGAAACCGAAAGAAAAUGAAGCCCAAGGAGGUGGCGAUGGACAUGGAGGUUUUGGUGAUGGUCACAGACCCGGAAGACCUUACCCUAAUAAAGGUAAACCAACUGGAGUAGAUAAGACCGGAACCGGAAAUGGAAAGGAAGAUAGAGGAAGUGGCGAGGGAGGCGAAGGAGCCGAUGGUACCGGCGAUGACAAGGAUAAAGGAGAUGACAAGAAUAAAGACGGAGGGGUAGACAAAGAAAGAGAUAAGAAUAAAGAUAAAACGAAAGACAAAGAUAAAGAUAAGGAUACAACUAAAGAUCAAAAUAAAGAUACGGAUCAAACUAAAGAUAAAAAUAAAUAUACGGAUAAAACUAAAGAUAAAAAUAAAGAUAAGAAUAAAACUAAAGAUAAAAAUAAAGAUAAGGAUAAAACUAAAGAUAAAAAUAAAGAUAUUGAUGAGGAUUCAUAUAAGGGAACGGAUACAAAUGAAGAUGAAGACAAAGAUAAAGAUAAACCAAAACCCAAAGGUAAAAAUAAAGGCAAAGGUAAAGGCAAAGGUAAAGGCAAAGAUAAAGGCAAAGAUGAAAGCAAGGAUAAAGGUAAACAUAAAGACAAAGAUAUAGGCAAAGAUAAAGGCAAAGAUAAAGGCAAAGGUAAGGGCAAAGAUAAAGGCAAAGAUAAAGGCAAAAAUAAAGGCAAAGAUAAAGGCAAAGAUAAAGGUAAAGAUAAAGACCAAAAUAUAUACAAGGAUAUAUAUGAAGAUAUCGAUAAAGACAAAGGAGAAGGAUCGGAUAAAAAGAAAAAUGAAACACCGGAAGUGCCAAGGGAAUCCGACAAAGGAAGUCCUAGUAUGAAACCAGAUUUUCCUUGGGGCAACGAUCCUUGCGGCAACGAUCCCCAAAUACCCACCAAUAUAGGAUCCACAGAAGACUUUGAAAAGUACAAGCCCGAAGAACCCAAAGAUGUAUUGAAAGUUCCACCCAAAUGCAAGCAAACGGAAAAGAGUAAUAAGGACAGGAAGUCCUGCAAGCCUUGUCCACCGCCGGGUUGCCAGUGUGAGAUCUGCCACUUCCUGGAUCGCAAGGAUCCGGAGGCUCCCUUCAUGCGGGAUAUGAGGCGGGCGGAUCAGAGGCGCCAGCUCCGCGCCUACUAUCGUCAAAUGUGCCACCGCGAAUACAUACGGAAUCGAUGUCGGGAGGAAGAGUACCGGGCACCCAGGCACAAAUGCGAUCCCAUCUGCUGCGACAACUUCCUGUGCCGCAAUCCCCGACUCGCCGAGUACUGUGACUGCCUUGGAGCCGUGCAGGAGCUGCAGAAGCUCCUCUCCGGCGCCAAGGAUAACCAGGACUACUCCAAACCACUUCACUGCGUCGAAAAUCUGCGCAGGCGCGUCUGCCAGCAGAUGUGUGAUUGCAUUCUGGCAUGAAUUGGAUCGGAGUCUAUUUUUG
This is a messenger RNA of Drosophila rhopaloa, 2429 nucleotides long. RefSeq lists its product as uncharacterized. The transcript has a single exon. The record is from RefSeq and is a predicted model, not a curated record. The coding region runs from base 116 to 2407 and encodes 763 amino acids. Lineage: Eukaryota; Metazoa; Arthropoda; Insecta; Diptera; Drosophilidae.